Fusarium oxysporum Fo47 is the source of this 1146-nucleotide messenger RNA. Its product is annotated as glycoside hydrolase superfamily. Gene Ontology annotation, biological process: fucose metabolic process; glycoside catabolic process. The record is from RefSeq and is a predicted model, not a curated record. NCBI's taxonomy places the organism in Eukaryota, Fungi, Ascomycota, Sordariomycetes, Hypocreales, Nectriaceae. Bases 1 to 1146 code for a protein of 381 amino acids. The transcript is spliced from 3 exons. Gene Ontology annotation, molecular function: alpha-L-fucosidase activity. Gene Ontology annotation, cellular component: lysosome.
AUGUAUGAUCCAAAAGAGUGGGUCGAUCUCUUCGCGGAAACUGGUGCUCGCUACAUAGUACCUGUGACGAAACAUCAUGAGGGUUUUGCGCUCUUCAACACGUCGAAUACCAUUAGCAAACGGUCAUCUAUGCAUUACGGCCCAAAGCGAGAUCUAACUGGUGCUCUUUUAGACGCUGCAGCCCAAUAUCAACCACAUAUUAGACGCGGCACAUAUUUCAGCAUGGCUGAAUGGUUCAAUCCAUCUUAUUAUGGGUAUAGGAACUCAAAUCCCAGAUGGGGCGGCGGCUGCUUUGGCUCCAAUGACACCAACCCAUACGAUGGUUCGAAAGUCGAGUACACUGGGUACGUGCCGGUCAAGGACUUUGUCACGGACAUCCAGCUGCCUCAAAUGAGGGAACUAGCAUAUAAUUACAAUACUGAGCUAAUGUGGUGCGAUAUUGGUGGCCCGAAUAAUUCUACUGUUUUUGUUUCGGAGUGGUUGAACUGGGCUCGUACUCAAGGUCGACAAAUAGCAUUUAAUUCUCGCUGUGGCCUCAACGGAGACUUCGAUACACCUGAGUAUCUAACUCCGGCAUCAUCUAUUGGAUAUCGCACAAAUGGCAAUACUGUAGUCAGAAAGUGGGAGACCAACCGUGGUAUGGAUCCCUUUUCAUUUGGUUACAACUAUCAGACGCCCGAUAAUCAGUACCUUAACGGCAAUGAUAUCAUCCACAGUCUAGUAGACACUGUCAGCAAAAACGGUAAUCUCCUGCUAGAUAUCGGUCCGACACACAAUGGUAGUAUUGCUCAGAUUAUGCAGAAUGGUCUACGGGACGGCGGCAGCUGGCUUGUCCCUCACGGCGAGGCUAUUUACGAUACUCGAUUCUGGAGCGCCACUCCUGGAACUGGCAAUCUUCGUUAUACUAUAACCAAGGAUGCUUUCUACAUCUUCUAUCUCACUCAGCCGCCUUCGACACUAACUAUCUCAGACCCAGUCCCUUGGCUGCCAGGAGAUACCGUUACUGCCCUCGGCGGGAGCGCGCAUGGUACUGUUAUUCCAACGACACGUACCUCGUCUGGACUGGUCCUACAAGUCCCUCAGUUGGCAAUCAGUGGUGAUAAGUAUGUUUGGUGCUUUAAGGUUUCUUACACAAGUAAAUGGUAG